AUUCAAUAAUGAAAGGACCAGCGCUGUUGUUCCUUUCUCUCCUUUCGCUUGGUUCAGUAACCGGGCAGGUCAGUUACACAAUACCGGAGGAAAUGGCAAAAGGCUCUUUAGUCGGUAACAUAGCACAAGAUUUAGGUUUGGAUAUAAAACGUUUAGCUGCUGGCAAAGCUCGAAUUUAUUCUCGAGAAAGCGACGAAUACAUCGAGCUGAGCAGAGACAGGGGAGUCCUCCUCCUCAAAGAGAGAAUAGACAGAGAAGCGCUUUGCCGAGAGACGACGCCUUGUGCUUUACAAUUUCAGAUUAUUUUGGAGAAUCCCAUGGAAUUUUACAGCGUUACAAUCCAGAUCACAGAUAUCAAUGACAAUGCACCAAUAUUUGAAGAAGGAGUAAUCAAAUUCAGAAUAAGUGAGUCCGCUGUCAUCGGGGCAAAAUUUGUGCUUGAAAGGGCUGAGGAUCUUGAUGUUGGAAAUAAUGAUCUUCAAAGGUACGAACUAAAACCAACGGAUAAUUUUGCACUGAAAUUGCACAACAACGCAGAUGGUAAUAAAAACGUUGAGAUGGUGCUGCAGAAACCUUUAGACAGAGAAAAAAACGAGCAGAUAUCCCUUGUGUUAACGGCUGUAGAUGGAGGAGAGCCGCAGAUGUCGGGAACAAUGCUGAUUUUCAUUACAGUUUUAGACGCUAAUGAUAAUACUCCCGUUUUUACUCAGCCGACCUACCAGGCUUUAGUUACUGAGAACUCACCUGUAGGUACAGUUAUUGCCACUGUUUCAGCCUCAGAUGCAGAUCAGGGAUCUAACGGUAAAGUAACAUAUUCAAUCACAAAUACAUUCGAUGAUGUCAGAAAAAUGUUUAAAAUUGACAAGGAAAAUGGUGAAGUUAGUUUAAUUGGAAGUAUUGACUACGAGGAGUCGCGCAAUUUUCGAAUAAAUAUAAGAGCUAGUGACGAUGGAGGACUCACAGAUUCUUGUAAAUUAAUUGUUGAUGUUCAAGAUGUAAAUGACAACAUGCCGGCAAUUAUUAUAAUGUCUAAAUCAAAUGUUAUAUCAGAAGAUGCCGAACUCAAUACCGUAGUUACUAUGAUAAAUAUUGAGGACAAGGACACUGGAGAAAACGGGAAGGUGCAUUGUUUUAUUAGUGACAAUGUACCAUUUAUUUUGAAAACGUCAACCAGUAAUUUCUAUAGCUUGGUAACCGACAGUGAAUUAGACAGAGAGACAUUAGCUGAGUGUAAUAUCACGGUCACCUGCUCCGAUCAAGGAGUCCCCUCCCUCUCCAGCAGCGUCACUCUCACCUUACAGAUCUCUGAUGUUAAUGAUAACGCACCUGACUUUGAGAGUACUUCAUAUGAGGCCUAUAUUGUAGAAAACAACACACCGGGACUCUCUAUAUUCACAGUGAAAGCCAGAGACGCUGACUGGAACCAGAACGCCCGUGUUUCUUACAUACUGGAGGACUCCUCUGUUAACGGAGUGCCAGUCUCCUCGUAUGUGUCCGUUAGUGCUGAUAGUGGAGUCAUCCACACAGUGCGCUCUUUUGACUACGAGCAGAUCAAAGAUUUCCACUUCCGCGUCAAAGCACAAGAUGGAGGCUCCCCUCCACUCAGUAGCAACGUGACUGUGAAAGUGCUGAUCCAGGACCAGAACGACAACCCUCCUCAGGUUCUGUACCCGGUCCAGACUGGAGGCUCUCUGGUGGCUGAGAUGGUUCCUCGUUCAGCAGAUGUGGGCUAUCUGGUCACUAAAGUGGUGGCUGUUGAUGUGGACUCUGGACAGAAUGCCUGGCUCUCCUACAAACUGCAGAAAGCCACAGACAGGGCGCUGUUUGAAGUGGGCUUACAGAAUGGAGAAAUAAGAACCAUCCGCGGAGUCACUGAUAAAGAUGCAGUGAAACAAAGACUGACUGUGAUCGUGGAGGACAACGGGCAGCCCUCUCGUUCAGCUACAGUCAUUGUUAACGUGGCGGUGGCGGACAGCUUCCCUGAAGUGCUGUCUGAGUUCACUGACUAUACACAAGACAAGGAGUACAAUGACAACCUGACAUUCUACUUAGUGUUGGCUUUGGCUGUAGUUUCCUUCCUCUUCAUCACGUGUUUAAUGGUUAUUAUAUCAGUGAAGAUCUACAGGUGGAGGCAGUCUCGCGUCCUGUAUCACUCCAAUCUCCCUGUGAUUCCGUAUUAUCCACCACGUUACACAGACACUUUGGGGACAGGGACUCUCCAACACGUGUACAACUACGAGGUGUGCAGGACGAAUGACUCCAGAAAGAGUGACUGUAAGUUCGGCACAGUCGGUAGUCAGAACGUGCUGAUAAUGGACCCCAGUUCUACAGGAACGAUGCAGCGGAUCCAACGUGAGAAGAACAUCCUGGAUGAACCAGACUCUCCUCUAGAGGUUGGCUAA
Molecule: messenger RNA, 2402 nt
Organism: Pungitius pungitius (ninespine stickleback)
Lineage: Eukaryota; Metazoa; Chordata; Actinopteri; Perciformes; Gasterosteidae
Product: protocadherin beta-16-like
Exons: 1
Coding region: 9-2402 (797 amino acids)
Biological process (GO): homophilic cell-cell adhesion
Cellular component (GO): plasma membrane
Molecular function (GO): calcium ion binding
Source: RefSeq, a predicted model, not a curated record